CAUCACUCCACUCCGCUCCACUUCACUUCACUUCUACUUUACCUCACUUUAUCUACCUCACUUCACUUCACUUACUUUUCUUCUCCACAGAUGGCUCCAUGGCUCCCACCCCUGCGCUCACAGACCACACCAGCCUUAUCGCCGUGCUCGACAACGGGAUUCGGAGGUUUUCCAGCGGAUUCUCCCUCCUGGAAGAUCUCGAGGAAAACAGGCUAUCAAAGGCAGUAGCCGUCGUCGGGGACGACCCGGACACGAUCAUUGGCAACAAUCACCGCAAAAGAGCUAGGACGAUCCUCGUCAAGCUCUUGUCCAUUUCCCUCGAAGUCUUCUUCCUGUGCGCCAUCGGCACCACCCUAGAUGCGCUCAGCAAACUACGCUGGAACCUGCGCGGCAAACGGGCACGCGCUACGACUACCGAUAUCUACGCCAAUGCUGUUUCCAAUUGGUGGCGCACCGUGGCCAGGCCAGAGGGCCUGGAUCAGGCGAUCAAGCACUACGCCGCUCGGCUCCCUGGCACAGCUGCACCGCCAGACCGGCCAGAGAGCCUGGACCAGGAGACGGAACACCACGACGAUUUACCCUAUGGGGCGAUGCCGCAGGGAGGGGUGUCUCUGACAAUGCCCCUGCACGACCUGCUGGAUUUUCUGAAGGACAAGUACACGGACGCACCGGUGCAGAUCAACUGCCCAUUCGACGAGUGCUCUCCACCCUCUGUCGAGUUUGGACCGGCGGGAUGGGGCAUGAGGAUGGAGUUCGGCCUGGGCAUUGCAAAGGCGGUCGUGGAGCACGGCAUGCAGAGGGAGGCCACCUAUAUUCAGCCAGCGGAACAAAGCCAGUAGUGUGUUUUACUACAUUAAUAUAAGACGAUACGUCGGCCUGCCUAGUGUCAUGCACCAGUUGCCAGCGUCCACGACGAGGAGGAAAUGCUCGUCCUUGAGAUGCCGCCCCGUUUCCACGUUUUCCGUCUUGACGUUGCUGUACAUCUCGCCGCCCACCCGCACCGCGCCGUUCUCGCUGUGCACCCUGACCACUACGCCGCAGAGCUUCCGCCCCUGCGGCAGGCCCUUUUGAAGAGAGGAAAACUGACCCGUCCCGACCUCCCAGUCUCCGAGCAUUGGGUCGGUGGACGGGAA
Messenger RNA from Mytilinidion resinicola, 1133 nucleotides. RefSeq lists its product as uncharacterized. The coding region runs from base 99 to 839 and encodes 246 amino acids. The record is from RefSeq and is a predicted model, not a curated record. The transcript has a single exon. Lineage: Eukaryota; Fungi; Ascomycota; Dothideomycetes; Mytilinidiales; Mytilinidiaceae.